GUCUUAUGUCAACUAAGUAAAAUUUUUAUGAUGUUGAUUUUGGUGGUUGUUUACUUAAGUGGCAUAAAAUGAAAUAAAAAAAAUCGUAAAAUAGCGUGAAAAGUGUUUUUAUGGAUAAUGUGCAACAUGUAAAUCAUGGAAGCUCUUAUUACCACAAUUCUCAUGUUGUCCCUACUGAUGACUAAUAAUUUGGAACUAGUUGAACUAAAAGAAUUUUCAUUGGGUGACAGUAAAAUAUGCUCGCUAAGUAUAAAAAGAAAAAUAAAACAGGAAUCCUUUUCAAUAUCAGAAGGUCACAUAAACAACCACAUAAUUCCAUGGCAGGUGCCUGACAUCUGCAAGUUCGAAGCCCAGUCCUUUUAUCACAAAGGGGGUGUGGUGGCAGUGAUUCAAAAAAUGCACCUGCGAAGAAACUUUACAACUGGAGACUGUAUGGACUACAUCCAGUUUAGGUCGAAAAAAGGAUUUACUAGUGAAAGAUACUGCGGCAUCCUGGAUGCUAGAAUUGACAUGCAUCUGGAUAGCAGCGAUCCAGAUUUUAUUUUACCUCAGUAUUUUCCUAUUUCUCAGAGGAACACCUUUAUCGAUGAGGAUGGGGAGUUGGAUGUUGUCAUUUACAUACAUAAAGAACCAUUGGAACCAUAUGAGAUAACUGAUUUUCUGGUUGUGUUCACUUCUUACAAAGAUUGUUCAUCAUCAUCUAUUAACAGGCAUUUACAUUUGUCGAAGCCAUGCGAUGAGGAUUAUCUACCGUCAAUUUGUAUUAAUGAAAAAUUUUUCGGAGAUGGUUUAAUUAAUUGCCCACAUUUCGGAUGUGUGGACGAAGGGGGUUGCAAUAUACCUGUGAUAACACAGCCAAAGGAUAAACUCAGGAAUAAAGUUAUAGUUGGCUCAGUUUCCACUUUAGGCAUACUUUUUGCCUGUUUUAUAUUGCUUAUAUGGAUAUUUAAGAAGCACAAGCUGUUUUGUUGGGCUGACGACUUCGCUCAUCCAACUGCUACAGCUGGAAGUAACAGAAAUUCUCGAAUCUUGGAAAUGAACGAGCAGACUGGCGCAAGACUGGCGGAUAGCGAACAAAACGUUUCUCGGCCAACUGCUCCGACUCCGGAGGAAGAAAAAGACUUGCCGCCCUCUUAUGACAGUCUAUUUCCCGAUCCACCUGCCAGGUAACUCAGUCUAAACCCGCAUUAGUCCAACCUCAGGUUACUUUAUGUAAAUUAUGUAUUUUUGGGCAGCUAUCACCUAAUAAUUUAGAGUUAAGUAUUUAAGGGAAUAACCAUUCGAAUAUUCGCUAGUUUAUGUUUGGCUAAUAUUAAUUUUAAACAGUGCAAGUUUCAGUUUACUGUAGGUACAAACUAGUGUUAUUUUAAUAGCGAUUUACUAAUAAUUUAUUCGAGGUUGUAUCCUAAUUUACACAAAAAUUUGCUGUUAUUUGUUGCCGUUUUAUCGUUCGGUAAAGGGUUAAUUUUAAGAUUUUAAUUAGGGCAAAAAAUAAUAAAUAAUUAGACUAACUGGCCUUAAUACGCGUUCUUUUCACGUAGUGUUUAAUGGUAGUGGGGAUUAUGGAAGUAACACAAAAGCACAAAAGUAAUAUUCGCCAAAUGCUCUGUAGUCAUAAGUUUACUUAACCCCUAAGAUAUUUACACGUGUGUAUUAUUUUGUACAAUUUUUUGUAACAUAUUUUAUAGUAAUAUAUUUUGAUGUCUGUUUA
Molecule: messenger RNA, 1711 nt
Organism: Anthonomus grandis grandis
Lineage: Eukaryota; Metazoa; Arthropoda; Insecta; Coleoptera; Curculionidae
Exons: 5
Coding region: 136-1170 (344 amino acids)
Source: RefSeq, a predicted model, not a curated record